Messenger RNA from Geosmithia morbida, 849 nucleotides. RefSeq names its product Short-chain dehydrogenase. The transcript is spliced from 2 exons. Lineage: Eukaryota; Fungi; Ascomycota; Sordariomycetes; Hypocreales; Bionectriaceae. Gene Ontology annotation, cellular component: cytoplasm. The record is from RefSeq and is a predicted model, not a curated record. The annotation marks the transcript as partial. Gene Ontology annotation, molecular function: oxidoreductase activity, acting on the CH-OH group of donors, NAD or NADP as acceptor.
AUCGGUCUGGCCUUUGCCCGCCUCCUCCUGGCAAAGGGCUGCUCCGUCAUCCUCGCCGACAAGACGCUCCGACCGGAGACGCAGACCCUCCUGGACGAAUAUGCGCCAUCUUCCUCCUCCGCCGUCACCGACGGGGCGUCUUCGAAACCCCAAGCCAUCUUCCACGAGACGGACGUGACGUCUUGGUCCCAGCUGGACGCCACGUUCACGCGGGCCACCACCUCCCUCCCCAGCCUGGACAUUGUGGCCGCGAGCGCCGGCCUUGAAGAGCCCACGUGGGCUUCCUUCUGGGAGAAGCCUACGGGUCCGGACCCCAACGGCUACGCCGUGCUCGACGUCAACCUCACCGCUCCCGUGCGCCUCAGUCAGCUGGCCAUCUCCCACUGGACGCGGAGUCGCCGGCCGGGAUGCCUCGUCCACGUCGGCAGCCAGGCCGGUUACACAUCCGGUCUCGGCACCCCUCUGUACUUCGCCAGUAAGCAUGGUCUGCACGGCUUUGUCAGGUCGCUGGCUGCUUUGAAGGGAGAGCUCGGCAUUCGGUCCGGCUGCGUGGCUCCGGGUGCCGUUAGGACCCCAAUGUGGUCCGAAGACCCCUCGAAGGCAUCCAUGGUAGACGAAUCGAUCGACUUCAGCGAGCCCGAAGAGAUAGCCAGCGCGAUGUACGACCUGGUCGUAGACGAGAACCUGGGCAGCGGCACAAUCUACGAGUGCACCAAGGCUAACGGUACGCGCGUCGUUCCAGAGUUCAACGCGCCUCCACCGCCGGCCGGGAGCGGUACUCUCGAGGGCUAUGUCGCCGCCGAGGAGAAGCUGUAUGAGAGGUUGAGGGAGGAGGGUACCGAGGCUUGA